UCAUUGUGUAUAUAUUCGCUCUUGGUGGAGGAAGGAAUGCUUGUCACCUAACCUACUCCUUUAGUUUCCGCACACACUAUAUACUUCUCCUAGACAGAAAAACACACUGAUUGCGUGAAAACUUGAAAUUUUUUCAUGGAGAAAUACAGGUGCAAAUUGUGCUUCAGAAAUUUUGCGAAUGGAAAAGCACUUGGAGGGCACAUGAGAUCUCACAUGAUGAACUUUUAUGCAGCAAAAAAACAGAAGAAAGUGCAGACUCAUGAAAAGGAUUCUCAAUCAUCUGAUGAUUUUCAAUUAUCUUCAUCAACAUCAGAAGAAGAAAAUGGAGAAAAGGAAGUAUCAUGUUAUGGGUUGAGAGAAAAUCCCAAAAAAAGUAUCCGUUUUGUAGAUCCCAGGUUCUUUUGUGCGUCGAGCUCUGUUGUGCUUCAAGACAGAGAGAGUGAAACAGAAUCGAUCCCGAACCCAAUUUUCAGGCGUUGUAAAAGGAUUAAGAAAACCAGAAUUUCGGUAAAAGAAACUGAGAUGAUGAAAUCCAAGUUUGAAAAGGGAGAAAAUACCAGUAAUGAGUUUUCUGAUGAACCUCUGAGUUCAAUUUCAGACACACCAGAAGAAGAUGUUGCUUAUUGCUUGAUAAUGUUGUCUAGAGAUACCUGGCAGAGAGAACAAAAUGAAGAAAAGGAAGAAGAAGAAGAAGACAGAGAGAGAAACAAGUAUGAAGAUGAUGAGUAUUCCGAGGAUUCUGGUGCAGUUAUGGUGGCUAAGAGUACUAAAUUUGGAGGAAAAUACAGGUGUGAAACGUGUAACAAAGUAUUCAGGUCAUAUCAGGCUCUUGGGGGGCACAGGGCGAAUCACAAGAAAAUUAAAGUCAACAUAACGGCGGAGACACCACCGCGAAUGGUGGUGGAAACCGGGAAAAAUGGCGGUUCAAUCCAAGUGGAGGAGAAGAUACAUGAGUGUCCUAUUUGUUUCAGAGUCUUUUCAUCAGGGCAAGCUCUUGGUGGGCACAAGAGAUCACAUUUUACUGGUGGAGGAGCAAUUUCAGCAAAUGUGAAUUCUAUUAAUACUCCUCCUGCUGCUGCUGCUAAACCAUUUUCAAGAAUAGGUGAAACUUUGAAUAUAGAUCUCAAUCUCCCGGCUCCAGUUGAAGGUGAAGAUGAGAUUAGCCAACUCGUGAAUUUUGCUUAAACUUUAAUUUUUUGGCACAAGAAAUUUGAUUUAGAGGUAAAGAAAAAACUACUUUUCUUUUGCUUAUUUCAUGGAUCUAAUGCUGAUAAUUAGUAGCAAAAAAAGGUGUUUUUAGGCAGUUGGGUCAAACAGGUUUAUUUUGCUCACAAAUUGACUGUAAUUCGAUUUUCUGGGAUUAUGUUCUGUUAAUUAGAUUAUAUUCAUUAACAGAUAAUUAGAACCA
This is a messenger RNA of Olea europaea var. sylvestris, 1408 nucleotides long. RefSeq names its product zinc finger protein ZAT4-like. The transcript has a single exon. The record is from RefSeq and is a predicted model, not a curated record. The coding region runs from base 136 to 1185 and encodes 349 amino acids. NCBI's taxonomy places the organism in Eukaryota, Viridiplantae, Streptophyta, Magnoliopsida, Lamiales, Oleaceae. Gene Ontology annotation, biological process: regulation of DNA-templated transcription.